Molecule: messenger RNA, 1533 nt
Organism: Oryzias melastigma (Indian medaka)
Lineage: Eukaryota; Metazoa; Chordata; Actinopteri; Beloniformes; Adrianichthyidae
Gene: rnf183
Product: ring finger protein 183
Exons: 2
Coding region: 213-1136 (307 amino acids)
Biological process (GO): protein ubiquitination
Molecular function (GO): ubiquitin protein ligase activity
Source: RefSeq, a predicted model, not a curated record
GUGCCAUGGUUGGAAUUAGGAAGCCAGAUAAAAGAAGAAAGACGAGACAACAGGAGAGAGAGGAGCUGGUUCCACAGCUCUCUCCUCUCUGUGAGGAGGACAACAGUAGCUGCACAGAUUCCCAGAGGGAUUUAAUGCGGGAUCAUCUCUGUGGAGAGCUGGUUUUCAUCCAGCUCAACAGCUGCCUCUACCUUUAACAUCGUACCCCCACCAUGAAUGAAGGCAGGGAGCCGGGCAGAGCUCCGGGGGGGAGUAACCCUCCUCUGGCUCCCAACGUCAAGCCCAAGCCCAACCAGAAUGAGAAGAACACCAAAGAGCAACACAAGACUAAGGAGAGGCCCGUAAAAGUGAGGAGAUCAAGGAGCACGGACUCAGAGAGGGGGGAGAGAGGGAGGAGGAGAGAGCGGGAGAGGGAGAGAGGAUCCCGUGGACGUAGUGAAGACAGCCGGAGACGAGAGAGGAGGGAUGGGGCGAGGAGGAAGAAGCCCCCUGAGAAUGAUGUGGAGGACACUGAGUGCAGCAUCUGCUUCUGCUCCUACGAUAAUAUCUUCAAGACUCCCAAGCUGCUCGCGUGCGGCCACACCUUCUGCCUGGAGUGCCUGGCUCGCAUCAAUGUGACCUCCACCGAGCUCAAAAACCUGUCCUGCCCUGUGUGCCGGGAGGUAACCGAGCUGCCCCACGGCCGUGACCUGCCCCGCCUGGGCAACAACCAGGACAUCAUCCAGAAGCUGCCCUCGCAGAUGCAGAGGGCACUCUCCAUCCGUUUCCAGCGCAGCAAAGGCAAGCUGAUGCUGAAGCGCGCCUCCUCCAGCAAACCCAGCGCCCUCUCCAUCCCCACCAAGAAUCCCAACCCCCCAGCGACGAGCACCAGUCUGAGCGAGGCGGAGCAAGGAGCAGCCCCAACCACGGUGCUGAACGUGGGCAGACCCCCCAACAGGACAAGGGGUCGCCUGCGCAGGUUGUUCCGCUCAGACCAGUGCUACUACGCCGUGGUGGCCAUCAUCAUCACCAUCACGGUGGUGAUCCUGCUGGUGGCCAUCCUGGCCUUUGUCAUCGUUCCUACUGUGUCCAUCCAUAGCGGAACCCAGAGACCGGGGAACCACUCCAGCUCAAUUGAAGUCCAAGACGGCGACUGAAACCAGGGGCCAAACCGAAGGGCCCCCACACAAAUGAAAGAACGCUGCUGGAACCUGUUCUACUCAGUGUGAUGGGAAAACUGAAAACAUGAAAACAAGCUGCAAAAUGAAGGAAAAUAAGGACAGGAACAUUUUUCUGGAUGAGCAAGCAGAAAAAAAACUGAGCCAGCGCCUGCUUUUAUUCCACUAUCACUGAGAAAGAAGAGAACUGAAGAUUCAAAAGCUCGAAGUGCACUUAACUCAGGGACACGAUAUUUGAGGAUUACGUCAGACGGAUCCAAACUCAGGGUUUCCUUCUAAAUGUUUUAUACCUCAUACUUCUCCAAAUAUGUUUGUAAAUAACUGUAAGUAUUAUAAUGUAUUUCCCAUCAAAUGUACCAAAUAAAGCCAUUUUUAU